UGUCAUGGCGUUUUCUAACUAUUCCGGAAGUACAAGAGUUAUCUAGCUUAGAGCGCUGACACCAUUGGCGUGCCUACAUUGGUCCAAGAGUUACAUAUUAGCUUGUCGUUUUGCAGAGACAAGGGUACCCCAUCUCCUCAGGUGCCUUCUCCGGGGCAUACCCACCUUCAUUAUUAAACUAAAGUGCAUUAUCACAGUUCAGCCAUCCCGGCCUAUUCGGCCUAUUCGUUCCCUCGGGCAUUCCCAACCCAGGCAUGCCUCACUCCACUUUAAUGUCACCAGCCAAAAAACGUGGAAAGCAGCCCCACGGCCAAGAUAGAAUGAAUGACCAAGGGGGCAGUGGCCACAAUCAGCGGGAAGAACAAGAAAAGAAGAAACCUCAUAUAAAGAAACCUCUUAAUGCCUUUAUGUUAUUUAUGAAGGAGCAACGGGCCGAAGUGGCAGCAGAAUGUAGAUUAAAAGAAUCUGCAACAAUAAACCAAAUUUUAGGUAGAAAGUGGCAUGAACUAAAAAGGUCAGAACAAACAAAUUAUUUUGAAAUGGCAAGGAAAGAAAAAGAACUACAUUUACAACUGUAUCCCAGCUGGAGUGCCAGGGAUAACUAUGCUGCACACACUAAAAAAAGGAAGGAAAAGAAGGAAAAGAGGGAAAAGAAGGAAAAGAGAAACACUCUUGCACAGAAGCAAGAUUGUAGAAUUGCAAAAAAGUGUCGAGCGCGUUAUGGUCAGGAGCAGCAGGGACAGUGGUGUAAGCCUUGUCGAAGAAAGCAGAAAUGUAUUAAGACACAAGCUCGACGAUCGAGUUGAAUACGUAACUGACGGGGAGGAAGGUCCCAUGAGUGACGAUGUGACCACAGGAGACUCUGUACAUGACAGUAACUCCAUGGGAGUCAGUUACGUUUGGUAACAAGUGAUGAUGCAUUUUCUACACCAUGAUGAAAAAGUCUUUCUGCCAAAACUCGUCGCCGUCCUGUUUAGACCUCGGGAACCAAGGCGAGGACCUGGACUUGACUUUAAAGCCUGUUGAUAAUGGUGUGGUAAGGGAGCCCUCGACAGGCGGAAGUAUAGCCUAAACAGAGACCUAAAUUUCACACUAUGUGUACAAGCCCAGUCGAACCAGUGCCUACAUCUCACAGAGCAAGCAGUAUACUUAUCCCCUAGCAGUCAAUAGGUGGGAUCAAAUCUUCAGUCAUUUUCAUUGACCAUGUAUCAGAUAGUGUUAUUGUACAUAAGAACAUAAUUAUAGAUGCAAUUGUACAGGAUAAUACCGAGAUCUCAUACUAUUGAUGUCACUAUACUUGGCAAUCGGCAAAACCGUUGUGGAAUUACCUUCUUGUGUCAAACCAUGCUUCAGGAGACCAUUGUAUGGCUCAACAAACAGGAUGUCAAAACAUGUAU
Mizuhopecten yessoensis (Yesso scallop) is the source of this 1397-nucleotide messenger RNA. Its product is annotated as transcription factor 7-like 2. NCBI's taxonomy places the organism in Eukaryota, Metazoa, Mollusca, Bivalvia, Pectinida, Pectinidae. Gene Ontology annotation, molecular function: DNA-binding transcription factor activity, RNA polymerase II-specific; RNA polymerase II cis-regulatory region sequence-specific DNA binding. Gene Ontology annotation, cellular component: beta-catenin-TCF complex. Gene Ontology annotation, biological process: regulation of transcription by RNA polymerase II; canonical Wnt signaling pathway. The transcript is spliced from 6 exons. The record is from RefSeq and is a predicted model, not a curated record. Bases 255 to 806 code for a protein of 183 amino acids.